AUGAAUAAAAAAAUAUAUAGUUUAGCUGCUGUUUAUUCUUAUAUCCUUUUUAUUGUAACAAUACAAUGUUUUACAAAUAAUGAGGAUUUAAAUAAAUAUGUCAAGAAAAAUGAGAACGUACAUGACGAAUAUGAAAUAAACAGUAUAGAUAUAAAUAAUAAUGGAAAAUUUAGAUAUAGAAGUCUUUCAGAACAUAAUACAGAAGAUAAACAGUCUUUAGAUUCGAAUGCAAAUCAAGAACCUUCAGAUAAUAAAAGACCAAAAAAUAAAGAAGAAAGAUAUCAUUCGCCUAUAUAUUAUAAAUAUUAUAUGGUUACAGAUGAGGAAAAUAAACCUCAAAAGUCUAAAAAAUCUAGAUUUCCUAGUAUGUUUAAAAGACAUAAAAAAGAUAAAACAGACAAGGAUUCUAAUGAAUCUCAAGAAUCUUUAGAUGAUGAUGAUGAUGAUGAUAAUAAAUCUCUAAAAUCUUUAGAUGACGAUAGUGAUGAUAAUAACAAAUCUCAAAAGCCUAAAAAAUCUAGAUUUCCUAGUAUGUUUAAAAAAGAUAAAAAAGAUAAAGAUGCUAACGGAUCUCAAGAAUCUUUAAAUGUUGAUAAAUCUUUAGAGUCUUUAGAUGAUGAUAGCAAAUCUCAAAAAUCUAAAAGAUCUAGAUUUCCUACUAUGUUUAAAAGAGAUAAAAAAGAUAAAGAAGAUAAAGAUGCUAACGGAUCUCAAGAGUCUUUAAAUGAUGAUAAUAAAUCUCUAAAUUCUUUAGAUGAUGAUGGUGAUGAUAAUAACAAAUCUCAAAAAUCUAAAAAAUCUAGAUUUCCUAGUAUGUUUAAAAGAGAUAAAAAAGAUAAAGAUGCUACCGAAUCUUUAGAUGAUGAUGAUGAUAAUAAAUCUCUAAGGUCUUUAGAGGAUGAUAAUAAAUCUCUAGAGUCUUUAAAUGAUGAUGAUAAUAAAUCUCAAAAGUCUAAAAAAUCUAGAUUUCCUAGUAUGUUUAAAAAAGAUAAAAAAGAUAAAAAAGAUAAAGAUGCUACCGAAUCUUUAGAUGAUGAUGAUGAUAAUAAAUCUCUAAGGUCUUUAGAGGAUGAUAAUAAAUCUCUAGAGUCUUUAAAUGAUGAUGAUAAUAAAUCUCAAAAGUCUAAAAAAUCUAGAUUUCCUAGUAUGUUUAAAAGAGAUAAAAAAGAUAAAGAAGAUAAAGAUGCUAACGGAUCUCAAGAAUCUUUAAAUGUUGAUAAAUCUUUAGAGUCUUUAAAUGAUGAUAGCAAAUCUCAAAAAUCUAAAAGAUCUAGAUUUCCUACUAUGUUUAAAAGAGAUAAAAAAGAUAAAGAAGAUAAAGAUGUUAACGGAUCUCAAGAGUCUUUAAAUAUUGACAAAUCUCUAGAGUCUUUAAAUGAUGAUGGUGAUGAUAAUAACAAAUCUCAAAAAUCUAAAAGAUCUAGAUUUCCUACUAUGUUUAAAAAAGAUAAAAAAGAUAAAGAAGAUAAAGAUGCUAACGGAUCUCAAGAAUCUUUAAAUGUUGAUAAAUCUUUAGAGUCUUUAGAUGAUGAUAGCAAAUCUCAAAAAUCUAAAAGAUCUAGAUUUCCUACUAUGUUUAAAAAAGAUAAAAAAGAUAAAGAAGAUAAAGAUGCUAACGGAUCUCAAGAAUCUUUAAAUGUUGAUAAAUCUUUAGAGUCUUUAGAUGAUGAUAGCAAAUCUCAAAAAUCUAAAAGAUCUAGAUUUCCUACUAUGUUUAAAAAAGAUAAAAAAGAUAAAGAAGAUAAAGAUGCUAACGGAUCUCAAGAAUCUUUAAAUGUUGAUAAAUCUUUAGAGUCUUUAGAUGAUGAUAGCAAAUCUCAAAAAUCUAAAAGAUCUAGAUUUCCUAGUAUGUUUAAAAAAGAUAAAAAAGAUAAAGAAGAUAAAGAUGCUAACGGAUCUCAAGAAUCUUUAAAUGUUGAUAAAUCUUUAGAGUCUUUAGAUGAUGAUAGCAAAUCUCAAAAAUCUAAAAGAUCUAGAUUUCCUAGUAUGUUUAAAAAAGAUAAAAAAGAUAAAGAAGAUAAAGAUGCUAACGGAUCUCAAGAAUCUUUAAAUGUUGAUAAAUCUUUAGAGUCUUUAGAUGAUGAUACCAAAUCUCAAAAAUCUAAAAGAUCUAGAUUUCCUAGUAUGUUUAAAAAAGAUAAAAAAGAUAAAGAAGAUAAAGAUGCUAACGGAUCCCAAGAAUCUUUAAAUGUUGAUAAAUCUUUAGAGUCUUUAGAUGAUGAUAGCAAAUCUCAAAAAUCUAAAAGAUCUAGAUUUCCUAGUAUGUUUAAAAAAGAUAAAAAAGAUAAAGAAGAUAAAGAUGCUAACGGAUCUCAAGAGUCUUUAAAUAUUGACAAAUCUCUAGAGUCUUUAAAUGAGGAUGACAAUAAAUCUCAAAAAUCUAAAAGAUCGAGAUUUCCUACUAUGUUUAAAAGAGAUAAAAAAGAUAAAGAAGAUAAAGAUGCUAACGGAUCUCAAGAAUCUUUAAAUGUUGAUAAAUCUUUAGAGUCUUUAAAUGAUGAUAGCAAAUCUCAAAAAUCUAAAAGAUCUAGAUUUCCUAGUAUGUUUAAAAAAGAUAAAAAAGAUAAAGAUGAUGACGAUUUGCAAGAGUUUUUAAUUGUUGAUAAAUCUCUAGAAAUUUUAAAUGAUGAUAGCAAAUCUCAAAAACCUAAAAGAUCUACAUUUCCCAGGAUGUUUAAAAGGGAUAAAAAAGAUCAAGAUGGUGACAAAUCUCAAGAAUCUUUAAAUGUUGAUAAAUCUCUAGAGUCUUUAAAUGUUGACAAAUCUCUAGAGUCUUUAGAUGAUGAUAACACAGCUCAAAAGUCUAAAAGAUCUAGAUUUCCUACUAUGUUUAAAAGAGAUAAAAAAGAUGAAAAACCUUCAUAUGGUAAAGUAACUGUAUCUUAUCCAAAUGAUAAAACACCCGAAAUAUUUUCCAAUAAUAAAGAAAAAAAUCCUCCGAUAGUAGUGAAGCUGGAAAAUAUUACAAUUAAUGUUGAUCAAACUAAUUCAGAACAUUUAUCAUUUUUAUCAUGUUUAAACAAAAUAACCCAAGAACAAGGUCAAAAUAAUAAAGCAAGUAAAUAA
Plasmodium yoelii is the source of this 3066-nucleotide messenger RNA. RefSeq lists its product as uncharacterized. NCBI's taxonomy places the organism in Eukaryota, Apicomplexa, Aconoidasida, Haemosporida, Plasmodiidae. The coding region runs from base 1 to 3066 and encodes 1021 amino acids. The record is from RefSeq and is a predicted model, not a curated record. The transcript is spliced from 2 exons.